Messenger RNA from Hippocampus comes (tiger tail seahorse), 1738 nucleotides. RefSeq names its product muscle segment homeobox 3 (gene msx3). Gene Ontology annotation, molecular function: RNA polymerase II transcription regulatory region sequence-specific DNA binding; DNA-binding transcription factor activity, RNA polymerase II-specific. Gene Ontology annotation, cellular component: nucleus. Bases 149 to 910 code for a protein of 253 amino acids. Gene Ontology annotation, biological process: regulation of transcription by RNA polymerase II; embryonic morphogenesis. The transcript is spliced from 2 exons. NCBI's taxonomy places the organism in Eukaryota, Metazoa, Chordata, Actinopteri, Syngnathiformes, Syngnathidae. The record is from RefSeq and is a predicted model, not a curated record.
AAGGCUUGUGGUACGGUGAGUCGGGAAAGCACUUAACUCCGUGUGUAACAAGUUGCUGCGUGGUCCUAUCAUAAAAAAUAAGAAACACAUAUUUACUGGGGUAAAGCAAGCAAACAUCUACGGAGAGCGAGGAGGGACUUUUGGUUGUAUGGCACCUCAACUGUGCGUCAUGAAUCCUGCGCAGGGAUCGCCACCUUCGGCCGCACCGGGGGACAUUACCGCGGAGGAGCGCGCCUCGGGGGGCUCCGCACCCGAGCAGCUCGACUCGUCACCUGUCGCCAGGUGUAAAGGCAAAAGUAUGGAUCUGCCUUUCAGCGUGGAGUCGCUCAUGUCGGACCGGACGCAGGCUACAUGUCAGCAAUCCACGGAGUCCAGCGCGCGGAUGGAAGAGGACGCGGGGAGAGCUUCGCCGGUGGAACUUAAUCGGUUCAAAACAGAGAACGUGGAUGUCAACGACAAGGAGAGCAGCCCCUGGUUACAGUCUUCCUACGCAUCACCUCCCAGACUCCCCAGCCCGAGCCACUGCAACCUGCGCAAACACAAGAACAACAGAAAACCCCGAACUCCGUUCACGAGCACUCAACUGCUGUCCCUGGAGAGAAAGUUCCGCCAGAAACAGUACCUGUCCAUCGCCGAGAGAGCAGAGUUUUCCAGCUCCCUCAGCCUGACAGAGACACAAGUGAAGAUAUGGUUUCAGAAUCGCAGGGCAAAGGCCAAGAGACUGCAGGAGGCCGAGUUGGAGAAAUUCAAGCUGGCAGCCAAGCCGCUGCUGCCGGCCUUCGCCUUCCCCUUCCCCGUGAGCGCACCCAUGGGCGCACCGGCCCUCUACGGGGCUGUGAAUGGCCCGCGACCUGCCUUACCGGUACCGAGACUAUUCGGUGGACCCUAUGGGAUGUACUACUUGUCUUAACACCGCAUUGAUUGGACACUCUGCGUGUAUGAGUGUGUGUGCCUUUACAUUUAAAAUGAUCUCCACGCCACAAAGCAACAUGUUUAAUGAAGAAAUUUACGUGAGAAUAUUUAUUUGGUUGGAAAAAAAAAACUUUCAUGUAAAAUUGUUAACAAUGAAUAAACACUAUAGCGAAUAUAUAAGCCGUUAAAUAAUUUCUAGGAGGCCUUAAACGUUUUACACUUGGCUGGUUAAUUAAAAAUGGUCAUUUUUGCAGUGUAAAAUGCUGUCAAAAAACAACAAAAUGCAUAGCUUUUAAAAUUCCCUUUAAAAUGAGAUGUUUUCUGUAAAACAUAUUUCUUAAAAAUGAUUAUACUUUUAAGACUGAAGGUAAAAAGCAGAAAAUUCUGUGUUUUAACUUUGAAUGGAUAUUUAUGUACAGAAUUUGAACAGGAUUUACAAGCCAAAAAUGUAUUUUGUGACCUUCCUAAAAUGUUAAUCCAAAGAUACAAGUAGCCUGUCCAACAGCAUGACACAGAAGAGCUAUAUUAAGCAAUAAUUGUAUUCAAAUUUAAAAUGGAUCAUGACCUUUCCAUGUGAAUUUAUAAGAUACUCCACAUUAUGCAACGUCAAAAUAUGUUCGUUUUCCCAACAUUAAUAAUUUUUACACUAUUGACCUUUAAAUUCAAAUGUACUUUUUUUCCCUUCCAAGAGAACAGCAAGCACCAUUUGUGUCUGUAAAUAAAAAAAUGAUGACUUAUUUUAUACUCAAGAGUGAUGAAGUGUAUUUUAUAUAUACUUGUUGGCUGACAUUUUUAAGGGGCGCAAUUAAAGUUUAUUACAUAUAUA